Molecule: messenger RNA, 945 nt
Organism: Lathyrus sativus (Indian pea)
Lineage: Eukaryota; Viridiplantae; Streptophyta; Magnoliopsida; Fabales; Fabaceae
Source: the annotation of a GenBank genome assembly
AUGAAAUCUGUCGGCGUUCUAAUGGCCAUCCCAAUGCCGAGCAAUCUCGCCGAAAAACUUGCCAACCGUUUCAACCUCUUCAAACUCUGGACCUACUCUUCAAUCGAAGCUUUCUCCGAAACACACGGUGAUUCUGUUCGUGCAUUCGUUUGCGACGCCAAAUCAUGUGCCGACGCAAAAACUAUCGACGCUCUUCCGAAUCUAGAGAUUGUUUCGACUAACAGCGUUGGAUUUGAUAAAAUUGAUAUCGGAAAAUGUAGAGAGAGAGGAAUUCGAGUUACGAAUACGCCAGAUGUGUUGACGGAUGAUGUUGCUGAUCUGGCUAUUGGUCUUGCUUUGGCUGUGUUCAGGAAGAUUCCGAACAGUGAUGACUUUGUCAAGAAUGGGCUUUGGAAACAUUCUGAUUAUCCAUUAACUACAAAGUUUAGUGGUAAAAAAGUUGGAAUUGUUGGUUUGGGAAGAAUAGGUUCAGCAAUAGCAAAGAGAGCUGCAGCAUUUGGGUGUCCAAUUAGUUACCAUUCAAGAUCUCAAAAACCUGAGGCAGGAUCAUACAAGUAUUACCCUAACAUCCUUGAUUUAGCAACUAACUCUCAAGUACUUGUCGUCGCGUGUGCACUUACCGAACAAACGCGACACAUUGUGAACCGUGAAGUUAUUGAUGCAUUGGGCCCAAAAGGGGUUAUUGUCAACAUUGGACGUGGACCGAUCGUCGACGAACCCGAACUUGUGUCUGCUUUGGUCGAAGGACGGUUAGGUGGAGCGGGGCUUGAUGUGUUUGAGAAUGAACCCGAUGUUCCCGAGGAGUUACUGAGACUUGAGAAUGUUGUGCUCACUCCUCAUGUAGCUAGUGACACUGAAGAAACUUGCAAAGACAUGGCAGAUCUUGUGAUUGCAAACUUGGAGGCUCACUUUAGUGGCAAGCCACUUUUGACACCAGUCUUGUGA